AUUGUAAAUUGCAUCAGAGAUUACAUCAUUUAGAUUUUAAUUAAUACAUGCUUAGAUACUGUGGGAUACCAAUUAUGUCCCAGCCAGGAACUCCUGAGGAGACGAUCCAAGAAGGAUGGCUUUAGACCAACUGUGUGAUGUUGUCCAAAGAUGUCAAACAAUCGAAAAUGAUUUGUAUACCCCAGAGGAUUAUGAUCUUUUCCAGUCCUCUGCUCGAAAGUGUAUAGAAGACGGUGACAUUGCACAGGUUCUAAGCAUUAUAGUGGAUGAGAAAAACAAGAACAUAGUGAGAUGCAUGGGCUGGAAUCUUGUGGGCCCACUUGUGCAGGUUCGGCUGAAGAAUGAGGAAAAUAAUCUACCUCAUAGUCAUGCCAUUCUCACACAUCUGCUGGAGAUUUGCAGUUCCAAAGAGCUUCUGGUUAGUUUGCUGGAGCAGGUGGAGGCAGCCAACCAAGAUGCCAUCACAGAAACUGUGAUGUUUUUGCUGCAACCCCUACAGAAAGUGCUGUUGAACUUUGGCAGGAAGAAGGCUACCUUCCUAGGCAUGACACUUUCAACAUUGUUGGACCAGAUAGCUCGACUCCCAGUUUCCUCAAUGACAGAGCAGCAGGAUGAUGCAGCAGGCUUGUGCCGAUGGUGCUCUGGGCUUCUGUGGUUUGUAAAACCCUUUGUAGAAGAAAUCAAGCACAAUUAUCACAGUGGAGUUGUCCAUGAUGAGGAGCUGAGAACGGAAAUCCUGAAGUUCUGCAUGAAGACUUUGAAGGAGCCUCUUCUUGGAGUACAGUUCACUGAUCCUGACCAACUUGAAAAUUCUUUUCUUUGCGAGUUUUCGAGAGAGAUCUUGGUCAUCCUCUGUGGUAUUGGGGAACCUCUUCCAGAACUUUUGUGCCAUAAAUUGCUUAAGAAGCGUGAUGUCCCUGGGUUCCUUGAAGAGGAAGUCAGAUACCCUAGGGAGUCAUUGGCCAAUAUUGCAUACCUACUAUUUGUGCACCACAUUGGCAUAGAGACAUUCCCUGUUGUUCUAAGCGUGACUCGGCCCAUCAUCCUCGGCCCAGCCCGUGGUGGAGAUGGAACUCCCUCCUCAGCACGGUGCCCAGUUUUCAUUCUACAGUGUAACAUGGAAUAUGUCGAGCUCCUGCUUAGUAGAACAGAGGAAUCCCAUCUUCAGAGGGGGCUGGAUUUGUAUGAAAAAAGUCUGGUCAGAGUAGAGGACAACAGUUUGUCAGUGGAGCUUCUGGAGCUGAAAACCUUUGUCAGUAUACCACAGAAUUUGGUGAAAGUUAUGACGCAGUGUCCUGUCCACCGUUUGAGAAGUAAAGGACUGUCUGUGUUCCAAUUGAGCAUCAACAAAUUUAACAUUGAGGCCAAAUACAAGUUUCUUAGGUGCAUGUUUAAGACAAGUCACCACUCUGGAGUAGAAGGUGUAGUCAUCAAGAACAUUAAAAAUCUGGUGGACUUCUCCUUGAGGCCAGGAAACGAGAAUAUUUGGUUCCGAGGAAUCAAUUUUCUGCCUUUACUGCGACUGGUCCUGUGCCUUCCACAGGGUCCCGAAACAGAUUUGUUGCAAAACCUGGACAGGAUAAUGGAAGCCCUAAACCUUCUGCGAUAUUUGCUAUUAAGAGACAAAGAAUGUGACAAUGAGACGGGGAUAUGGUUGGAAGUGCACACAAUUCAUGACCGCUUCAUGAAGCCAUUACGCCUGGGUCUGAAUAUGUCUAAGGCUCAUUAUCAGGUAGAGCUGAAAAAUACUCAAGUAAAGGACAGAAACAAAGAAAAUGACUCGGGAGCCGUCUGCACGAUUACUGUGGGAAAUGAGAUUCUACCAAAUCUUACACCAGAACUACAGAUUCAGGCUCUUCAUUCUGCCUUGUUUACGUUUGAAUUGAUUGAGAGUGUCCUGGUGAGAAUUGAAGAGAUUAUGGAGACCCUACCUUAAACUGUGGAAAGAGGCCAUUAAAGCCCAAGAAUCACAUUAUGAUUAAGGUUUCUGGAAUGGAACAGAGUCAUAAAAAAAGAAAUGUUAUGAUUUGUUAAAAUUCCAAGUGUUUUCAAACUUCCUCACCAUAACUUACUAUCAGGUAAUUUGUUAAAAUCUGAAUGAAGAACCCCUGGUAAAUUCAUUGUGAUUGUGUUAAUAAACAUUGUUACCAAGA
Molecule: messenger RNA, 2153 nt
Organism: Alosa alosa (allis shad)
Lineage: Eukaryota; Metazoa; Chordata; Actinopteri; Clupeiformes; Clupeidae
Gene: glmna
Product: glomulin, FKBP associated protein a
Exons: 20
Coding region: 116-1936 (606 amino acids)
Cellular component (GO): cytoplasm
Molecular function (GO): ubiquitin-protein transferase inhibitor activity
Source: RefSeq, a predicted model, not a curated record